AUGACUGAUAAUAAAAAAAAUUCAAUUCUCGUUUUUCCCUCUAGGCUGGUUUUUGAAAAAAAUUAUCCAGCGUAUGGCUCCUACAAAGCCAUUAAAAAAAAAAAUACAAGAGAAUACGAAAAAAAGAUGAUGUAUUGGGUGGUGUUUGCAUUGUUUACAAAAAAAAAGCUCUUUGCAGACUUACUGUUAGGAGUUUGGUUCCCAUUUUAUUAUGAAAUCAAGAUCAAAAAAAUGAUAUGGCUCCUCUCACCAACCACCAAGGGCUCCACAAUUCUUUAUAGAAAAUUUGUCCAUCCAUGGUUGUCUACGGUCAAAGUGUCCUUGCGGAGAAAUUACGUCAGUAUGGAAGUGAUCAAGUAGAAGGACGAGAACAUCGCUUGAGGAAAGCAAAGUCUUGGUAUGGUGGAAUGGAAUCAUUACAAAAUGACUACAACCCUAUAAAUGAAACUGGUGGUAUCACAGAAGAGGAGGAUGAAGAUGAAAGACCUGUUAGUCCAGAUCCUGAGAGUACUAAAUUAAGUGAAGACAUCACAGAGAAAACACGAAAAACGAAAGAUAAAAAUUACAGCUCAGCAACGCUGCCAAGAUCUUUUGCCAGGUCUUCAAACUAUUCAAGAUUAUAUGAAGAUYAUAAUGGACAGCCAUUGUCAAGUCAAUCAUACUCAUCACAAGAACCCCUGGAUUACGAGGUACCUUUAGCGCAUGGAGACAUGUCUGCUACUCUUCCAAGGAGCCAUACUUCUAAGAAAGGUUCCAAAAGGGCUGCUACARCAAAGACKGCUACCCGRCACAGCUCAAGGAUCAAUAAACAGACGAAAAAUCCUAAUGCUGCGAGGUCACUACCUUCAGUUCCAAAAGUUUAGUUUGUGUUAUGCAAUAUGRAAUCAAUAGACAAUGUGUAACGACGCAAUUWUGAACAGCAGAUCAUUUUGGGAGAUCACUUUUAUGACCGUUGAAAUAGUCCCAAGAAAAGCUUUUGUUUUUGCAUUUUAUGUGCAAAAAUGGCAGAACUAUUAUCAGAAUAAGUUGUGAGUUAAUCGUAAGAGAAUUUAAGUAAACAAAAAGACCUUUUGAUGACUAAAUUGCUCUGUAGUGCGUGAAUCAAAAAUCAAUGCGAAAAAAAAUCAACUUACAGCGAAAAUUAAAGAAAAAGAAUUCAAGGGAAAAGUAAAAAYAGGUUUUGAGAACUAUUUUAGUAGACGGGAAAAAACUGCAAGUAAUAGUCGUUGUGGUUUGUUUUACAAAUUGUCGUCGCUACACACUGCCUUAAGUUGAUGUUAAACGGCGUCCAUAUUGRUGGUUCAUGACAUAGAAUUUCUUAUGUAUUUAUUGCUCAUGACACCAACAUGGCCGCCUAACUUUAGUUUCUUGAAGCUCGAGGGAUUUACUGAAAACCAGCAAUUUUKUCAUAAUUUGUAUAGAGGAAAUUGAAGAAAAGUUGUCACUUUCGAAACGUAGAUCAUAGAUUAUAUACACUGCGAAGAAAACUUAGUAGGAUAUGGGAUACUCUAAUUUGACUAAAACAUUUCAUCGUGACUACAUGAAUUUAAUUUAUUAUUUAGUCAUUUAGUUAUAUCCGCACUACCAUUUGGAAGAUUUCUUUGUCUCAAGCUUGCCGCUCAGUUAAUCAAAAUUGUAGUAUAUAUGUUGAACAAUGCCAUAGCUAUUUAAGCAGUAAAAUUCAAUCGAAAAUUUGAAAAUUUCAGAUUCAGCUGCUGUACAUAUAUUAAGCAGAUAUACCCUCUUUUAAAGAAAACCAGCACGCUGAAGGUUUCCAAACUGUAAAUUGUCCUUUUAAGUGUAUCACAGUACAUUCACUAAAACCGUGAAAUUGUUCAUAAAGUUAUGGAAAUUAGUACAGAACGCUUUGUCUUCUUUAAUUUGGUGCAGUCUGGUUCGGYCUCUUACAAGAGAAGUGUUUCAUGGGAAAAUGGAUGUGGAAUGAAUUCAUAUAUGCACACUGUUAUUACUGUUCACUUUAUUAACUAAAUGUACAUUAAAGAAAUAUUCGGAAUCGA
This is a messenger RNA of Exaiptasia diaphana, 2018 nucleotides long. RefSeq names its product receptor expression-enhancing protein 2. Gene Ontology annotation, molecular function: microtubule binding. NCBI's taxonomy places the organism in Eukaryota, Metazoa, Cnidaria, Anthozoa, Actiniaria, Aiptasiidae. The record is from RefSeq and is a predicted model, not a curated record. Gene Ontology annotation, biological process: endoplasmic reticulum tubular network organization. Gene Ontology annotation, cellular component: endoplasmic reticulum membrane; cytoplasmic microtubule; endoplasmic reticulum tubular network.